CUCAAAGCUAGUUGUCCCCUGCAUUCAUUGUCUCUUUAUUCCACGGAAGGAUGAAGCAAAAGGUGGUCAUUGAGGUCUCGUUAAAUGGCCAUAUCUCUCAAGGCAUCAUUGAGAUGUUGAUGUGCUGCGUAAAUCAAGAGUCGAACGAAGCUACGAAGAUUAGAACGAGGGCCAUGAAGAUUGCAGUAUGCAUCCCAAGGGUAGAGUCUGCAGCAAUGGAGGGGGAGGAAAGGAACAAGCUAACAGUGAUUGGCGAAGAUAUCGACACGGUGACUCUUGUCAAAUUGCUUAGGAAGAAUGUGUGCUUCGCGAAGAUCGUGAGUGUUGGCCCUACAGAGACUGUCAAAACUGCCGAGGACAAGAAUCAGGCGGCUGUGCAUCCCAUAUGCUAUAAUCAUGUGCCUCAUUAUCAAUUAUUGGAAAUCAGAGAACCCUACUAUACCCCCUCAUGUUUCAACUUUUGA
Messenger RNA from Olea europaea var. sylvestris, 464 nucleotides. Its product is annotated as heavy metal-associated isoprenylated plant protein 47-like. Bases 51 to 464 code for a protein of 137 amino acids. NCBI's taxonomy places the organism in Eukaryota, Viridiplantae, Streptophyta, Magnoliopsida, Lamiales, Oleaceae. The record is from RefSeq and is a predicted model, not a curated record. The transcript has 3 exons.